UUAGCAUUAGUCAAACAAAAGUCCGCUCCUCCCAAAAUCCUCUCCACAUUUGCAAAAUUGAUGAGUCAAAAUUCCGUUGGAUUUGAUUCCUCGGCGACGAAACUGCAGAAAUGCCGAUGAAUCGCUACGAGAUACGUGACGAGUACAGCUUGGCCGAUCCGGAGCUGUAUCGAGCCGCCGACAAGGAUGAUCCCGAGGCCUUGCUUGAAGGCGUCGCCAUGGCUGGCAUGGUCGGCGUCCUUCGCCAGCUCGGAGACCUAGCCGAGUUUGCAGCAGAGAUUUUCCAUGAUCUACAUGAAGAAGUGAUGGCUACUGCUGUAAGAGGGCACGGUUUAAUGAUGCGAGUCCAACAGCUUGAGGUUGAAGUUCCUUCAGUUGAAAAGGCACUUCUUUCCCAAACUGACCUUUCCUCGGUCUUUUACAAUACUGGUGUUGAUUGGCAUGCUAAUAUACAAUUGGAGCAGAAUCUGGUCACACAAGGAGAUUUGCCUCGUUUUGUAAUGGACUCCUAUGAAGAAUGCAGAGGUCCUCCUCGACUAUUUCUUCUAGACAAGUUUGAUGUUGCCGGUGCUGGAGCAUGUCUAAAACGCUACACUGAUCCUUCAUUCUUUAAACUAGAAACAUCUACAGCAGCUACUGCAAAUGUCCAAAGGGAAAAGAAAAUCAGGAAAGCAAAGAAGAAAGGACCACAUGCAAGAUAUGGAGGAACUCCUGAAACUUUGCAAGAGUCAUCACAUGCAAAACUCCAUCAGCUUUUACUGAAGGAAUGUGUUGAAAAUGGUGUUAGUAAACCUGCAUACCGUGCCAGAUUGAAAAGGAGGCCAUAUGCAUUCCCGUUUAGCUUAAAAUAUGGGAAGAGCUACAUGGAAGAAUUAUUAAAGAAUCCGUCCCCCGAGCAUAAAUUGCUUCAUGGGGUCACUGUGAGUUCACCCUUGCGGAUGUCUAUGGAUGAUCAAAAUGAAUCUGUACUUGAACUCAGAUCAGUGAGUCCUGGUAGAGAAAGUGAAGGAAGCGAAAGUGAUUCUCCUUUUGCAGAUAAAGAGGAAAUUUUGCCGAAAUCAUCCUCAAAUCAGAGAAAUGAUGCUUUGACAGAUAUCAGAACAUAUGGGGUAUCAUCACUUAUUAAUAUUCUUACAGAUGACAUCCCGUCCAUUUUUUAUGAGGAGACCAGUGGAAAGGAUAUAGCUAUAGAUGGGGAAAGGAAAAUGGAAGGCAGCUCAAUAGGUUACCAAUCGGAUGAGGUUGCCAGUGAGAUAGACAAUUUCGUGGAUGCACCUUCAACCAUGGAAUCAGAAAUGGAUACGGACUCUGAGUUGAAGGUGAAUAAUAAAUUUACCUCGUAUAGGAAAAAUCAACCACAGGCUUCUCUUAAAAAUGAAGCACGUUCCCAUUCUCUGUCAUUAGAUUCUCAAUCCACUGGAGACUUCUCAAUAUCAGAUGAGGGGAACAAUUCAUACAAAAAGGAAAUAUCUAGCUUCUUAUCUUCGGACUCUCCAAGAACCUCAGCUGAAAACCCACAAAUAGAAAAAUUAUCUGCUGGUGGAUUUCCAUCUGCUGAUAUUCCUGAAUUUGUUAUAGUUAAUUCAUCAUCCAUUGAGAGAACUCCGCAACAUUCUCCUGCAGAAAAUGCUUCAAAACCUGUGCGUUCUAAUAAUACGUUAUGUGGCAAUGACUCAGCCCCUGAGAACAGGGCUGACUUUGAGCAGCCUACUUGUAGUUCGAGCAGCAUUACUAAAUCAGGUCCUACUUUACCUCAUUAUGAUUCAAGAACAGUUGCAGUAGAAGGAACUGUAAGAGGAGCUAAAUCAGAUGAAACAUUCUCAAACUCGGAUGAAGAUGAAGAAAAGAGAGACCUGAUUUCAGAUUCUCCAUGUUCUCCCAGUGCUUCUCAUUUCAAGUCACUGAAAGAUGAUUCUCAGAGGCCCUCUUCUGGAGAACAUCUUCGUGGUGAGAUACCUUGGAGGUCACCCUAUGCUGCUAUUAGUCAUCAUACCUCUGAUAGUUUAGAUGCUAUAUCUGCUCAUUCGGUGCGUGAUGAUGACUCUGAUCAGAAGAAUCUUAAUCAGUUUCAGAAUAUACCUUCCAUCGUGAACACCGAUAAUAAUAUUUAUGAACACAUAAUUGAUACUGAAGUGAUCUUAUCAAAGGAGAACCCAAUUCCAGGUAAAUUGGACAAAAAGGUCGCGAAGUUGACUGAUAACUUUGCAAAUGAUUACAUUGAAAUAGCCCAUAACGGAGACAAUGUCGCGUCAGAAGUUUCUGAAGGAGACGAAAGAGAUCUAAGUAGUGAUUGCUAUUAUGACGAUCCAAAUGUUGUUUCUGAAACUUUGGACUCUGAAGAGCAUUGCACUAAUCAGAUCAGCACAGGGACUUUAACUUUGCCGGGUAUAGGUCAAACUCCUAUUUUGUUGGAGGAAGGUCUUGUUACUCAUGAAGGACCAACAGCAAUAAAUGGAACCUCUAAACUUGGAUGCCCCAAAACUUCAGAAGUUAUGGGGUUGCAGAUAGGGAUAACAGAUGAGGUCAACCCCAUCGGUCUUUCAGCUCCAGAAAAUUCAUUUUGUAUGCCGGAGAAACUUGAAGAUUCUUCAGGGAUAUCUUACACCACAGAAAGGGAUGGUAUCAACCUCGACAGCGGCAUUGCUGAAGUAGAACAUUCUGAAAUUUCUAGCUCCACAUGUUUGAAAUUACCGAAUCAAAUGACUGAGUCAUUAGAUGAGUUAGACCCAAGUACGAAUCAAUCUGAGAAUGCUAGGAUGUCUUGCUCUACACCUGCAGUUUCUGACAAUUCUAUCUUGGAGAAUGUCAGUUUACCCUCAGGCCUUAAUAUAUUGGUUGAAGAGCAUGUUCCUUGCUUUCAGGAUCUGGGUCUGGGUGUACUUGAGGAUCAUGCAACCAGUCUCUCUGGAUUGAAUAGGGAGUCAGGGGUGGAGGAGGCAGAAGGGAGUGAUAUUUCAGGAAGUCGUAGCGAUUUAGUGGAAGAUGUGGAUGACAGAGAAGCUGCUGCACUAGAUUUUGUUGCAGUCUGUGAAACGAAGCAUGAUGAUCUGGGUCUGGGUGUACUUGAGGAUCAUGCAACUAGUCUCUCUGGAUUGAAUAGGGAAUCAGAGGUGGAGGAGGAAGAAGGAAGUGAUAUUUCAGGAAGUCGUAGCGAAUUAGUGGAGGAUGUGGAUGACAGAGAAGCUGCUGCACUGGAUUGUGUUGCAGUCUGUGAAACGAAGCAUGAUUAUCAUCUCAAACCCAAAGUGUCGCAUACUGAUUUUGGUUCAUGUCUUGAUUCUGAAGCGGUUGAUAUGGUUAAUGCUUCACAAACUCUGACUCCUCUGGAGCAAAGUGGCCUAGAUACAGAAGAUGAUUCUUUCCAUCAAAGUAGUCUAGAGAAUAUAGUCUCUGAUGUUGACUCAUUACACAUCGCUUCUGUGGCUGAAGAAUCUGUCUUGCCAGAAAAUAUUGAACUACAUUCUGCCGCUAUUGAAGAUGCUUUGCCUGAUUCUAUUGAAAUAAUAAGUUCAGAGUUGUCAUCUGCAUUUCCUACAACUCAACUGCAGAUGUUGGAUCAUGAUAAUGGCAAAGGAUUUGACAACUUUACCUCAUCAGUUCCACCUCCUGACUAUUCACCUUCAGUGCCGGCACUUCCAGGUCUACAAAACUAUGGCACUGAUGCCUCUGUGUAUCCCAAGGAUCCAUCGGGGUUAACGUUCCCCCUUGGUAAUUUCCCCCCUGAAACUAAUCAGAUGAACCUACACCAGUCACCUUCUUUGCCACCUCUCCCUCCACUUCAGUGGAGGAUAGGCAAGCCUCAGCAUGCCUCGUCUACUACAGAGGUAGAGAAAAUGGAAAUCAAGGAAGUAUUUCCAGAAGCAAUCUUUCCUCCUGAGAUCUCCACAGGAAAUGUUAGUUCCAUGCCUGAACACUUGAAAGAAUCUCGAAUUCAGAAGAUGGUUGGCCUCCCACAAAAAAUAGAAAACGAGCAGGACCAGGUGCAGCUACAGCCACAGCAGCAACUUUUGAAUCCUACAAUGGAGAAAGAGGUCCCAUCACCAGCUGAAGAAGUUGAAGUUGAAGUUGAAGUUGAAGUUGCUGAAGGGAGUCGAAGGGUAAUAUUGCCUAUUCAAAUAGGCAUGCCUCAACAUGCCUCAUCUACUACAGAGGUAGAGAAAAUGGAAAUCAAGGAAGUAUUUCCAGAAGCAGUCUUUCCUCCUGGGAUCUCCGCUGGAAAUGUUAGUUCUGUGCCUGGACAUAUGAAAGAAUCUCCAGUUCAGAAGAUGGUUUGCCUCCCACAAAAUAUAGAAAACGAGCAGGACCAGGUGCAGCUACAGCCACAGCCACAGCAACAACUUUUGAAUCCUACAAUGGACAAAGAGGUCCCAUCACCAGCUGAAGAAGUUGAAGCUGAAGUUGCUGAAGGGAGUCAAAUGGUAAAAUUGCCUAUUCAAAUAGUCCCACAGUCCACAUUAAAAGAAGAGGGUGAUAACAUGGAUCAGGCAGCUCACCCACCACCAGAAGUAGAAACUCCUCAGCAAAAGCAGCAGCUUCAUCUUGUAUUGCCCAUUCAGGAGUGUGUAGUCCCUUCACCAGCUGUGGAAGAUGGAGUUGCUAAAGGGUAUCGAACAAUUAAACUUCCUCGAACUUGCAACCCUAUUAUUGGUUCUGCUGCUGCUCUUGAUAAGAGUAGACUGCGGAAGGUUACUGAACAUGUCGGACCUCAGAAACAAAAGCAAGAAGGAAGAGAUGCUCUCCUGGAUCAAAUAAGGGCCAAGUCCUUCAACCUGAAACCUGCUGCAACAACAAAGCCUAGUAGCAUUCCGGGACCUAACACCAAUCUUAAAGUUGCUGCAAUUCUGGAGAAAGCAAAUGCAAUUCGCCAGGCCUUGGCUGGUAGUGAUGAAGAUGAUGAAGAUAAUUGGAGUGAUUCAUGAAUCUUGCCUGCCAGUUUAUUCCAAAAUGUCCUCCUUCCUCAUCCACCACAAUCUCUUCAAGUUUCCACCAGCUAUGGAUGUUUCCGGGCAAUAGUCGAGUCUGUGUAAAUAUGUUCGACACACGGAGAAAACAGAAGCUCUGCGAGCACUACCUGGUUCGUUUGCUGUGUAUGUAUGUUGGAGGAUGAGUAGUGUAACAAAUUUUUUCAAGUGUACAAAGCAUGUCCUUUUCGAUUUUGUCUUGGUGAAUACUUGCUCGAAUAGAUCUGUAGAAGAUACAUCAUUAGUUGAAAUUACUAAUUAUUUGUAUCUUUCACUCCUGUGUCAAAAUUCUUGACAUUUGAGUCAUACUUUUUAUAUAUUAGUUUUAUCAUGAAA
Messenger RNA from Salvia splendens (bonfire salvia), 5297 nucleotides. RefSeq names its product protein SCAR2. Gene Ontology annotation, biological process: actin cytoskeleton organization; positive regulation of Arp2/3 complex-mediated actin nucleation. The coding region runs from base 111 to 4919 and encodes 1602 amino acids. The record is from RefSeq and is a predicted model, not a curated record. Gene Ontology annotation, molecular function: protein kinase A regulatory subunit binding; actin binding; Arp2/3 complex binding. Gene Ontology annotation, cellular component: cytoskeleton. Lineage: Eukaryota; Viridiplantae; Streptophyta; Magnoliopsida; Lamiales; Lamiaceae. The transcript is spliced from 9 exons.